Molecule: messenger RNA, 1270 nt
Organism: Schistocerca serialis cubense
Lineage: Eukaryota; Metazoa; Arthropoda; Insecta; Orthoptera; Acrididae
Product: esterase FE4-like
Exons: 6
Coding region: 18-1046 (342 amino acids)
Source: RefSeq, a predicted model, not a curated record
GAGAAGCAGCAGCGAGCAUGGCAGGCGCGGAGCAAGAAACGGUGAAGGUGCGCAUCUCGCAGGGCGAGCUGCUCGGCCGCCGCCGGCGCACAGUGUGGGGGUUCCCCUACUGCUCCUUCCAGGGAAUCCCCUACGCGGCUCCACCGGUCGGACCGCUGCGCUUCAAGCCACCACAACCGCCUGCUGCUUGGAGUGGAGUCCGAGAUGCGACUAAAGAGGGCAACGUCGCACCGCAGAUGGACCUCCUGGUGGGGAAGUACAUUGGCGACGAGGACUGCCUCUUCAUCAACGUCAGCACGCCCAAGCUGCCGUCAGAGGGUUCUGGCAGUCUGCUGCCGGUGAUGUUCAUGGUCCACGGUGGAGGGCUCGCCCUACUGUCGGGCAACGAGUUCUUCGCUCGUCCAGACUUCCUCAUAGAGAAGGGCGUCGUCUACGUGUCCUUCAACUACCGCCUCGGAGUGCUGGGCUUCCUGAGCACGGGGGACCGCGUGGUGCCGGGGAACAUGGGCUUCAAGGACCAGGUGAUGGCGCUGCGCUGGGUCAAGGACAACAUCGCCAGCUUCGGCGGAGACCCCGACAACGUCACCAUCUUCGGCGGCAGCGCAGGGGCGUGGUCCUGCCACGCCCUCAUCCUGUCUCCAUUGGCCAAGGGCCUGUUCCACAAAGCCAUCGGACACAGUGGUGUAGCUGUGGGGGACGGCGUGUGCUCCGAUCGCAUGCGGGCUCGCUCCUUCGCGCUGGGCGCCCACCUGGGCCUCGAAACCGACGACUCUAAGCAGCUGUUGGACUUCCUGAGGAAACAGCCUGCGCAGCUGCUGAUCGAGAACGCGAUGUUUGGUCGCACUGAGGAGGACAAGGCCCGCAGUGUGCUGUUCCCCUUUGUGGGCACUACAGUGGAGCCAGCUGACGCCGAAGGUGGGGCAUUCUUCCCGAGGGACCCCGCACAGCUGCUGCACUCUGGGGACUUCCAGCAUGUGCCCUUCAUCACGGGGGUCUGCACCUACGAGGGAUCCCUCUUUGUCGGAGGUCAGUGCCUGCAGUGGUGACUUCAUGGCAGAAUCUCACCAGUCAGGCUAUUGUCACAACCUGCUUUAGUAGACUGUCUUCACUCAUACCUUGUUGAGAACUGUCUGUCCAUUAAUGUCCAGUUCUAGUUGUGGGAGAGCACUGCUAAUUUGGCGAUUGCAUAACACAGUGAAACUAUGGCCCCUAGCCGUUUGAUCAGGAGCAAACCAUUGUAGUCUGUGAUUGCUUUUGGAAUAUACCAGUG